This is a messenger RNA of Ichthyophthirius multifiliis, 1701 nucleotides long. RefSeq lists its product as hypothetical. Gene Ontology annotation, biological process: vesicle-mediated transport; intracellular protein transport. The transcript has 3 exons. Lineage: Eukaryota; Ciliophora; Oligohymenophorea; Hymenostomatida. Gene Ontology annotation, cellular component: clathrin adaptor complex; cytoplasmic vesicle. The record is from RefSeq and is a predicted model, not a curated record.
AUGCAUUUGAAAUUAUUAUUUUUUUCUGUUUAUUUAAUCAUAAAUAAUAUAAAGUUUUUUAUACUUUGUUUUUUCUUUUUUAUUUAAGUUUAAUUAAUUUAUUAUUUUUGGAAUGAUUUUUAUUUAGUAUUUUUUUUUUUUUUAAAAAAAAAGAUAUUUUAAUUAAUUAAUCAAAAUAAACCAAAAACAAUAAAAUGUCUAUAGAUUCAAUUUAUAUAACUAAUUUAAAUAAGUAAACUAAUAUAUAUAUAUAUAUAUAUUUACCAAUAAAUCAUAAGUGAAAUAAUUUCAUAUAAGAAUUACAAAUGCAAAAAUUAAAAUAAAAUAAUAGAAGAGUUUCAUAAAUAAUAUGUAUAGAAAUUCAAAAGUAUGAUAAAAAGUCCUGAAAAACAAUAGUAUCCUUUGAUAAAUAUAAAUGAUCAUAUAUGUGCAUUUUAAACAAUUAAUGAUUUUAUUAUAGUUUUUAUAAUAACAGAAGAAGUAUUUAAAACAAAAAAUAUGUUUCUGAAUAAAAAAAUAUUAUAUAAAAUAUAGAUUCCAAUAUUAUUAAUAUAUAACUUAAUUCAUUUGUUAGCAGAUGUGUUAAAAUCUACUUUUAAAGAUAUAUUGAACAGUGAAAAAUUGCGAAAUAAUUUUAGUUCUUUAACAAUAACAUUAGAUCAUUUUCUGGAAUAAGGAGUUCCCUUAAUAACCUAAAAAUUUGUUUUAGAAUCACUUUUAUAACCUUAGGGCUUUUUAGAUAAAAUAGAAGAAGUGGUAAUAGGAUAAAAUUAACAUUGGCAAGAAAAUUUUAAAGCUUUAGAACAUUAUGUUAAUGGUUUAAGUGAUUUAACUUAUAAUUAAAUUAACAGAGUCGAGAAUAUUAGAUAUAAAGAGGAAUUAUUAUUUGACAUAAUUGAAUAUUAUGAUUGUAUAAUAGAUAAAUAAAGUAACUUCAUAACUUCAGAAAUAAACGGAGAAAUAAAAAUGGAUUGUUAAUUGAGUUAAUAGCCUUAUGUAUAAAUAUAUUUAAAUAUGCCUUAAGAAAUUUUUGAUUAUUCUUUACAUGAUUCAGCUUUAGAUUCUGCUGAAAAAUUCGAAAAUGAAAAAGUUCUUUCUUUUAUUCCGCCUUCUGGUUUAUCUUCAAUUUUAUAUUAUAAGUAAAAAAUUUAAAUAAAAUUUAUAUUUUUUUAUUUUACGAAAAGUAUCAAAAAUACUUCGCCAAGAGUUCCUUUUGACCUUUUUCAUCAUUUAGAAAUUAAUAAUAAUUAAGCAAAAUUAGAACUAAAACUUUAAAAUAGAUCAGUAAGAGGAAUUGAAUAUAAAACAGAAGAUUUCUUUAUUAAAGUAAUGCUUCCUAAUGGUAUUUAAUAAUCUGAAAUAUCACAAAAUUAUGGAACUGUUACAUCAUAAGAAAACGUAGCUUUUUGCUUAAAAAAUAAAAUAAAAUAAAAUAUCUUAUAAAAAAAAUAGGCUUUAAUAUGGAAAGUAGGGACAAUUAUAAAAGAUGAAGUUUUAAAAUUAAAUGCAAUUUUUAAAUAAAAAAUGCAUAAAAAUUUAAAAAAUAGUCAUUUUGUUGUUUGUUUAAAAUUUACAAUUAAUGAUUAUUCAUUAAGUGGUAGUAAACUAGAAAAAGUAACAGUCAAAAAUGGGGCUUAGAAUUUAAAAAAAGGUUUUAAAAUUUUAACAAAAUCAGGAAAUUAUGAAAUAAGAUUAAAUUGA